CCACCGCUGUCUCUCUCUCAUACUUCCCCUCGCUCACCGAGAGCCGGCCGCAGUCUCGGACCGUGCGUCUCCUCGCCGUCUCUUCUCCGUCUCCUCUCAAAGGACCAGGUCGCCGUUUGUUUUUGUUUUAUCCACCCUGCCCCCGCCCCCCAUUUCCUUUUUUUUUUUCUUCUUCCCUGAAACAAAAAAAAAAAAACUAAAAAAACCUUGCAUAUGCCCUGGGAGAGCGAGAGCGAGAGGGAGAGGGAGGUCGGAAGAGGCUUAACGAUGACGGGCGCUCCAGGGAAAGCCGGGAGAGGCUGUGUGCGCGCCCCUGCCUUCGGAACGCCGAGCGCCUGAUGAGACUCCGCCGUGAUUCCCGUCUGACGCAGGUCGUGCCGGAUUUUCCGCCGGGUUUUCCGACCGCUCCCCGCCGGCCGCGGCCCGGGAACGGCGCCGGGAGACGGGAAUACCGAUCGGAUCUCCAUGUGAUCUUCUGCCCGGAAUCUUCCAACCGGUUCUGAUCCAAAGGGCUCCCUUUCUUCUGCCGCUUGCCUGCCCCUCAUCCCUGACGGUGGAGUUCGGGGAGGGAGUUUAACUGGCCUCUUGGUACUUUUCGUAUUGUUGUUGCACCUCACGGUACAAUUUCCGCCUGUUACUCUGUUGCAAGACCGUGGAACUAACUUGAGAUUAGCCUGCCUCUGUUUAGUUUAUUCCUCCCCAUACCCCCCUCAAUUAUCCUUUUAUCAUCAGCGGUAAACAAGUACAAGCCGGUGGUCUGGAGUUUUUAUUGACUUUCCGAAGGGAGUGCGGUGCUGUUUUGUAAAAUUUCUGGGAGUUUCGUUUUUGGUUUUUUGCACUUUGCGCUGCGGCUGACGGUGUGAUCGACGGGCGUGCGGUUCCUCUGCUGGCGCCCGGGUGGGGGUCCCCACACGUGGACUGGCAUGCUUUUGAGGCCCACGGUGCCGGGGCUUUGUGCGAUGUUGCAGACCAUUUACGAGACGGAGUCCUGCUUCUCCUCGGACGCCGGGUCCGCCCGGGAACAGCUGGAGCUGCUGCCCGGGGCCCGGGCCUCUGCUAGUCCCGACACCGUGGAGGUGAAGGCGGUGGGGAUGCAGAGCCCGGGGGGCAGUGGGGGGGAGCAGGGCGGAGGCGGAGGGGGUGGGGGUGGAGGCGGGGGCGGUGGGGCCCCGGUGGACCUGCGGACGGACCCCCGCCUGGUGGACCCCUCCCUCCGCGAGCAGCAGCUGCAGCAGGAGCUGCUGCUCCUCAAACAGCAGCAGGAGCUGCAGAAGCAGCUGCUCUUCGCCGAGUUCCAGAAGCAGCACGAGGUGCUGACCCGGCAGCACGAGGUCCAGCUGCAGGAGCACCUCAAGCAGCAGCAGGAGAUCCUGGUGGCCCGACGGCAGCAGGAGCAGGAGCAGAAGAGGAAGAUGGAGCAGCAGCGGCACGAGGAGCUGGAGAAGCAGCGUCUGGAGCAGCAGCUCCUCAUGCUGCGGAACAAGGAGAAGGGCAAAGAGAGUGCGAUCGCCAGCACAGAGGUGAAGCUGAAGCUCCAGGAGUUUCUCCGCAGCAAGAAGGAGCCAGGCUCUGGAGGACUGAACCACACCUUCCCCCAGGCCUGCUGGGGCACUCUCCACACCUCCCUGGACCAGAGUUCCCCCCCUCAGACCAACGCCCCCGGGACGCCCCCCUCCUACAAACUGCCCCCCCUGCUGGGCUGCUACGACAGCAAGGACGACUUCCCCCUCCGCAAGACCGCCUCGGAGCCCAACCUGAAGGUGCGCUCGCGGUUAAAGCAGAAGGUGGCGGAGAGGCGGAGCAGCCCACUGCUCCGGCGGAAGGACGGCACGGUCAUCAGCACCUUCAAGAAGAGAGCCAUCGAGAUCUCAGUCUCCUCCAUGUGCAGCAGUGCCCCCGGCUCUGGACCCAGCUCCCCAAACAGCUCCAGCACCGCCAUCGCCGAGAACGGAUCCAGCGGCUCGGUCCCCAACAUCCCCGCGGAGCAACUGCGCUUGCACCACCAGGCGAUGACCGCGGACGGGACGGCCAAUCAGAUGAGCCUCUACACCUCCCCCUCGCUCCCCAACAUCAGCCUGGGCCUGCCCGCCAACGCACACGUCUCUGCUCCUCAGAAGCUGUCUGCGCAGCAGGAGGCGGAGCUCCAGGCCAUCCAGACGAUGCGGCAGGGCGGGGCCCUGACGGGGAAGUUCGUGAGCACCUCCUCCCUGCCCGCCUGCCUCCCCCCGGGCCUGGGCCUGGACGCCGAGGCCCCGCCCACCGCCAACAGCCACAGCCCCUCCUCCCUGCUGCAGCACGUCCUGCUCCUGGAGCAGGCCCGGCAACAGAGCGCGCUGCUCGCAGUGCCCAUAUACGGGCAGUCGCCCCUGGUGACGGGCGAGCGGGGCUCCUCCUCCAUGCGGGCGGUGAAUAAGCUGCCCCGGCACCGCCCCCUCAGCCGCACGCAGUCCGCCCCCCUGCCCCAGACGCCCCAGGCCCUGCAGCACCUCGUCAUGCAGCAGCAGCACCAGCACUUCCUGGAGAAGCAGAAGCACUACCAGCAGCACAUGCAGCUCAACAAGAUGCUGUCGAUGGGGAGCGAGCUGCCCCGCCCGCCCCCCACCCACCCGGAGGAGACGGAGGAGGAGCUGACGGAGACGGCCGAGAUGCAGGAGGAGCGGGGGGAGGCGCCGGAGCGCAAGGGGGAGGGGCUUCUCAUCGAGCGCCUGCAGGAGGGCUUCCGGGAGGCCGCGCCCCCCCCGGAGCGGCCCGUCCCGCCCAAGGGCGGCAGCACCGAGAGCGAGGUGGAGGAGGAGGAGGAGGAGGACGAGGCCAUCGAGCUGAGGGAGUGCGAUGAAGACGCCGGGCUCUACGGGCAGUUCUCCGACCAGCCUCACCUGCAGCAGCUCAACGUGUUCCAGGCCUCCCUGUCCAUCACCGGCAUGCCCCACAGACCCCUGGGAAGGGCUCAGUCCUCCCCCGCCACGGCCAGCCUCAAGGGCGCCCCCGCUGUCGAACUACCCGUCAAGCACCUCUUCACAACAGGGCUGGUGUACGACACCUUCAUGCUGAAGCACCAGUGCAUGUGUGGAAACACACACAUCCACCCCGAGCACGCCGGCCGCAUCCAGAGUGUGUGGUCCCGCCUGCAGGAGACCGGGCUGCUGGGCCGCUGCGAGAGGAUUCGGGGCAGGAAGGCGACACUAGAUGAGAUCCAGACGGUCCACUCAGAACAUCACACCCUCCUGUACGGAACCAGCCCCCUCAACCGGCAGAAACUCGACAGCAAGAAGCUCUUAGGUCCAAUCAGCCAGAAGAUGUACGCGCUGCUCCCCUGUGGUGGGAUCGGGGUGGACAGCGACACGGUGUGGAACGAGAUGCACUCCUCCGGUGCCGUGCGAAUGGCGGUGGGCUGCGUCAUCGAGCUGGCCUUCAAGGUCGCGGCCGGGGAGCUCAAGAACGGUUUCGCAGUUGUGCGACCUCCGGGCCAUCAUGCAGAGGAGUCCACUGCCAUGGGCUUCUGCUUCUUCAACUCAGUGGCGAUCACAGCCAAGCUGCUCCAGCAGAAGCUGAACGUGGGGAAGAUCCUGAUCGUUGAUUGGGACAUUCACCACGGCAACGGCUCCCAGCAGGCCUUCUACAACGACCCCAACGUGCUCUACAUCUCCCUGCAUCGCUAUGACGACGGAAACUUCUUCCCUGGCAGCGGGGCCCCGGAAGAGGUGGGCGCGGGCCCAGGCGUGGGUUUCAACGUGAACAUCGCCUGGACAGGGGGCGUGGAGCCUCCCAUGGGGGACGUGGAGUACCUGACCGCCUUCAGGACGGUGGUGAUGCCCAUCGCAAACGAGUUCUCCCCGGACGUGGUGCUGGUGUCGGCCGGGUUCGACGCUGUGGAGGGCCACCAGUCCCCUCUGGGCGGAUAUUCUGUCACGGCCAAGUGUUUCGGUCACCUGACCCAGCAGCUGAUGACGUUAGCGGGCGGUCGCGUGGUCCUGGCGCUGGAGGGAGGUCACGACCUUACCGCCAUCUGCGACGCCUCGGAGUCCUGUGUUUCCGCCCUCCUGGGAGAAGAGCUGGACCCCCUCCCUGAGGCCGUGCUGAAGCAGAGGCCCUGCCCCAAAGCCGUGGCAUCCCUGGAGAGGGUCAUCGAGAUCCAGAGUGCGCACUGGAGCUGCGUGGAGCAGCUGACCCGCACGGUGGGCCAGUCGCUAACGGAGGCGCGGCACCGGGACAAGGAGGAGGCUGACACCGUGACCGCCAUGGCCUCCCUGACCGUGGACAACGAGCAGGGCGUCGCCAUGGAGCCCGUCGUCGCCAUGGCGUCCGUCGCCGCGGACAACGAGCCGGGCGUCGCCAUGGAGCCCGUCGUCGCCAUGGCGUCCGUCGUCGCCAUGGCGUCCGUCGCCGCGCACGACGAGCCGGGCGUCGUCAUGGAGGCCAGAAGGGCGACGGAGGAGCCAAUGGAGGAGGAGCCAGUGCUGUAGGGGGGGUUUGGCCGCUGAUUUUCGGUGAACCUUUUGCUUCCGUGCCAUUUGGCGAGCCAUCCGACCGCCCCCCCCCCUGCCCCCCUCUGCCUCCCCACUGAAGCCCCGCCUUUCUCUGCCUGACGGACACGAGGCAGACCCGCCCACCGCCCACCCGAGGGGAGGGAGGAGACGGGCGGAGCAGACUGACCAGGCGGGCGGAGCCCGCGGAGGGGGCGGGGCGAGAGGAAGGAGGCGGGACCUUCGUUGCCGUUCGGGUUUUUGGGAAGGGCGACCGAGGCUGAUGACCCGGUUGCCACGGCGACAGCCACAGUGACAGUGGCUGUUCCUUUUUACAGUGGAACGGUCUUCUCCUUGGACACUGUCGCGCGUUUGGCUUUUUUUUGUGUGCGUUUGAAGUCAAACGACAGCGAACGAGAACGCGUCAGCGCCCCACUGCAUCCCUCGAAAGAGAGACUAAGAAACUAAAAGCUGUUUUCAGGGAGCUGAAAACGAUGACCUCGUCACCCGUCGUGAAGUGCGUCUCUAAUUUUCCCGUUCUGUUCAUUUCUGUGUUCGCCGGUGUAACCGUUCGUCCGUUCAGAAGCACACAAGCAUAUAUGUAAAGAGUAUGUGUACGUGUAUUGGCUUAUAUGUGUGCUUUUUUGUGUGUGUUCGACACAUACAAGGGGCCCUGGACCGGCCAUGGGAGGAUCCGCAUUUACUCUUCGGUCCAGUAAAUGCUUACAGGCAAAAAGGGUUCUGUAUCCCAGUACACAAACAAUCACAUUUUCGAAAUAUAAGAGAAACAGUAACGCAAUAAAAGCACUCAUUCGUAUUUGUAUUUAAGUAGUGAUGCGACAAACAGGAGUUUAAUGUGUACAGCUGUGUAAUAAAGGGUGUGAUGCAGAGGGAGUGCACCCCAGAUGGGCUGGAGGCCCUGCACGGCGAGUGGGGCCUGGGGCUGCCGUGUGUAUAUAUGGAUUUAUAUACUGUAUAUUUGAGCGUGACUCAGCUCCUGCGGUUGAGUGUGGAGGCGGACGGAGGCUGUUGCUCGGGUUAUGCUGGUCUUCAGGGGGGGGGGGGGGUCCUGUUUCAUUGGUUCGGAGCCCCCGCUGCUGAAGGUAGCUUUUUUUUUUUUGGAAGACCCAGCUUCCCUCUGUCCUAGUGGUCCGAUCGGGUCGGUGUUUUUUCGGGGCGUGGUUUUGCGCCCCCCCCCCCCUCCCCCCUCAUUCGCACUCUCUUGCCCAAACCAUCGCCACCAUUGUACAGGCAGCCACCCGUGAGGCUUAGGAAGCUGUGGACUUUAGGAGUUGAGGGAUUGGGUUGAUUUUUUUCCCUCUACGGUUUUUUGCCCCGGUAGAAAACCGGCGGUUUUUGGAGGGAGACUGGAGUAGGCGUGAUGCGGGCGUGAAGAACUUGGUGCCUUUUCUGCAAAAAAAAAAGAAGAAAAAAAAAAGGAGAAAAACGUUUUGAAAACGAUAAGCGAAUUCACCCACGUGUGUCGCUUCCAUUUUCAUGGAAACAUGCCUUAAUUUCCUCAAAAAUAAUGCGCCAUUUUGGCUCCUGCAAGAGAAUUGUGUUUCUUUUCCUCUCCUCUCCUUUGCCCUCCAUCUCUCUUUUCCUCUCUUCUCUCCUUCUCUGUUCCUGUCACCAGUGGACGACGUUAAGCACCAGGUCAUUUUCGGAGAAUUCACACCCCUGGUGGAGAGAGCGUGUAACUGCAAGGGACUUUUGCGAUAUGGUGACCAACUCAUUUCAGAAUUCAUGUGUAAAUAAUCUGUUCACGUUUCUCAUUCACAAAUGAUGCUGUCUGACAAUUUUUGGGUGGGAGGGGGCCACCAUUGUUGUUUUUUUUGUUUUUUUUGUGUUUUAGAGGGGGGCAACAUACUUUUGUUAUAGACAGUAUUAACCCUACGGUGUAGACUUUUCAUGUUAACGUAUUAUUUAAAUGUAAGAAAGCAUAUACACAAAUGUAUUUUAACUUUUAAUUGACGGUUGUCUAUUUGUAUGAGAAGGCAGGAUGUGCUUUUUCAAGGGCAAACAGGAUUUUUAUGUCUUUCUCAACAAAAUGAACUUGGUAGUCAUGUUGAUGAUGUACAUUUUUAUACAGAAAUACUGUUCACUACACUAACUGAAGAUGUACCCUACACAACCCUCUAACAAAGUGGUAGACCAGAUCACGGUUAUUUAAUCAUUUCCAUUCAUCUGUUUAUCCAAUCCAUGGGGCAUAAUGACCUUCUGUUUCACGCUUGUGUUUGUCACGGCUUCUCAUUUCAGCAUUAUCUGUGUGCAAUUUAGAACAUACAGUCUGACCACAACAGCAAAAAAUGUGGCUACGCUGUUUCCUGUGUCCCCUUCACAACGUGAAUUGUAUACCUCUUGUUCCCCAAACAUUUCUGUAUUUUACAGUGUGUGACGUAAUGUUCAGCUUUGUACAGAAGAACAGUGAGCUUUUCAACAUCUUUACGAAUCUCUUUUUGCUUUUUGCAAACAUACUUACAACUGAAACUGUUUCAAAGGACUGCGUAGGAGUAUUGGACAGGUGUACCAUAGAAUUUACAUUUUAAAUUAUGUGUACCAACUCUCUGAAAAUUCACAUUUAAAUUGUCCAGAUUUCAAAGAACCUAAAUACGAAAUUGGUGCCAAAGCCAUGUAUAUAGCCACCCUUUCUUUCCGUGCAUUGAUCUAAAAUUUGAGUUACUCAAAUGUUGAUUUUGAAUACAGAACAUAGGGUUGCUGCUGGUUCCCACGAAAAUAUCCAACGUUUCCUUGGCAGGAGGAUGUGUCUGAUGUGAUUUUACUAACCGAGACCAUUUUAGAAAGCCCAAAUGAAGCUUUCCUCUCGGGACAGAUUUCAGCAGUUUGUACAAGUCUUUCUGUUCCCCCUAUAUUUCUGUGUGUCUGGAUUUGUUUUGGUAAUAAUUGAGCACUUUGAUUUGACUUAUAAUAGUGACCACUGAUAUGAUAUCCACGACUAGAUUUUACCAGGGAGGAAAAAAACCUUUUAAAACUAAGAAACGGCUGUUGGAUUAAUGAUUUUUUUUUUCCUGGGCACACAUUUUGAAACUCAAAUUACCUGAAAAUGAUAACGCAACAAAAAUAGAUGGGCAUUGCAGUUUUUCACAGAUACCAAGAGUUUGUGUAUAAUAUCAACUGUUCACCAUUGAAAAUAGCUUUACUUUUGUGCCCAUCCUAUUUUACUAUUCAGUAAAUAUGUAUAUUUAUUGAUAUUUCAUAUAUUGUGUAUACCGGUAUUAGUGAUUGAUAAUGCUUAAAACUGGGGGGAAAAAAACAUUGUAUAUUUUUGACUUGGAAAGAGAGAUUUGUUUCAUACAUUGUCCUACCACCGCAUUGGUGUUGGAAUAUCCAUACUGUGCGGCUGGAUUUUGAAUAUGUGACCAUCUUACACCAUAUUUUGAAUACAUACAUUUUUGGUCAUAUUAAAAUGCAGAUGUUUGAAAUUAUCAAAGCACAUUCCUCUAAAGUCUUGUGUUCCUUCAAAUGCUUUCCUGUCGCAAUUACAAAUGUGUACGCUACUAUACACAUGUAUAUAAAUGCAUUUAUAUGUACACAUGUGCAAUACACACUAUUUUAGCAAUCUAUUACUGUGAAUAUUAUUGAUGAAGAUCACUGUCCUUUUUAUUUCUCCCUGUUCUGUUGUUUUUAUGGUUGCAUUGUGCACAGCGCCACUUGGUGGUGUAGUGACACAAUUGCAGCCAGGAUCUUAAAGGGAAUGUCUUGUUUAUUGUAUUUUAUUUCAGGGUGUGUGUACAUUUUAAAACCCUUUUUUAUUCUUCUCAUUGUAAUGUUGUGACUUAAUUCUUUUUUUAAGUGGCCCUGUAGUUUCAUUUGUCUGAAACUCAAUAAAGUGAAUCACUGCUACAAUACAGAGAUAAACAA
Messenger RNA from Conger conger (European conger), 8345 nucleotides. Its product is annotated as histone deacetylase 5-like. The coding region runs from base 924 to 4463 and encodes 1179 amino acids. Gene Ontology annotation, molecular function: histone deacetylase activity. The transcript is spliced from 25 exons. Lineage: Eukaryota; Metazoa; Chordata; Actinopteri; Anguilliformes; Congridae. Gene Ontology annotation, biological process: chromatin organization; negative regulation of transcription by RNA polymerase II. The record is from RefSeq and is a predicted model, not a curated record. Gene Ontology annotation, cellular component: histone deacetylase complex.